ACAAUAUUUCUGGAUUCUUCUACUUAGAUCUCCUCAACAACAUCGGUCUCAAUGGACCUCUUCUUCUUCAUCAUAGCCGCCGUCACCCUAUCACUAUUCUUUUUUCAUUUUCGACGCCGGCGCGCGGCAAAGAACCUCCCGCCGGGCCCACGGGGAUGGCCUCUGUUGGGCAACCUCGUGCAAGUCAUUCUUUACCGCCGAGCUUUCGUGUUCAUGAUGCGAGACUUACGUAAAAAAUACGGUCCCAUCUUCACCAUGCAAAUGGGACAACGAACCCUAAUAAUCGUCACCAGCUCCAAGCUCAUACACGAGGCCACCGUGCAGCGCGGCGCUUGCUUCGCCAACCGCCCCGCCGACUCCCCUAUCCGCCUUAUCUUCAGCUCAGGAAAAUGCACCAUCAACUCCGCGGAAUACGGCCCGCUCUGGCGAGCCCUCCGCCGGAACUUCGUGACAGAACUCAUAAACCCGAUGCGGAUAAAGCAGUGCGAUUGGAUCCGGACUUGGGCAGUGGAGGAGCAGCUAAAGAGACUCAGAGAAGAGGCUUCGGAGAAGGGUUUCGUUGAGGUCUUGAGCAAUUGCAGGCUCACAAUAUGCAGCAUCCUAAUUUGUAUAUGCUUCGGUGCGAAGAUAUCGCAAGAUCGGAUUAAGAAGAUAGAGAGCGUUUUAAAAGAAGUUCUGUUGAUGAGCACUCCGAAGCUUCCAGAUUUCUUGCCGGUUCUUACUCCGUUGUUCCGAAGGCAACUGAGAGAAGCGAGAGAGGUGAGGAAGAGACAAUUGGAGUGUUUGGCUCCUCUGUUGAGAGACAGAAAAGCUUUCUUGGAAAACGGAGGUGGAAAUAAAGCUGACCAGAAUAAUUACAAGAUGGUCAGUCCGGCUGGUGCGGCUUAUAUUGAUUCGCUGUUCGAGCUUGACGUUCCUAAUCGAGGCCGCUUGGGAGAGGAUGAACUCGUGACGCUGUGUUCGGAAGCCAUUAAUGGCGGAACCGAUACGACGGCCACGGCUGUGGAGUGGGCUAUGUUUAACUUGGUGAAGAACCAGAAGAUUCAAGAGACGAUAUAUAAGGAAAUUGUGGAGACUGUGGGGGAAAAUGGGGUGGUGACUGAAAACGACGUGGAGAAAAUGACUUAUCUCGGCGCGGUGGUGAAGGAGACUUUCCGGCGACACCCUCCGACGCAUUUCAUGCUGUCGCAUUCGGCGGUGGAGGAGACGGAGCUCGGCGGCUACACUAUUCCGGCGGAUGCGAGUGUGGAGUUCUACACUGCUUGGGUAGCUGAGGAUCCGGGUUUGUGGAAGGACCCGGGAGAGUUUCGACCCGAGAGAUUCUUGGAGCGGAACGGUGCUGACGUGGAUGUGACAGGGACGAGGGCGGUCACGAUGGUGCCGUUUGGGGCGGGGCGGCGGAUCUGCCCCGGCAUGAGUUUGGGCACUUUGCAUGUGAACUUGCUGGUCGCAAAGAUGGUGCAGGCUUUCAAGUGGUUACCGGUUCCGGUUUUCCAGCCCGACCCGACGGAGACCUUUGCUUUCACGGUUGUGAUGAAGAAUCCUCUCAAGGCUAUCAUUUCUCCUAGAUAAAAUUAAACAAUGCCUGCGUGAUUCAGGUUUUUACUUUUGCUUAGAAUAAAUUUCUUUGUGUGUGUGACGGCUUCAAGCUUAAUUAUCUUGUUUGUAUAAGGUUUUAUUUUCUUAAUUUAUUAAAUAUAUAUUGCAGCUUAAUUAUGUUUUAAUUUGUGGUAGAAUACAAAUAUAUACACUGGAAUAUAUAUUUGGAUAAGAUGAGCUCUUCCCAUUGUAAUUCGCGCGGUUGAUUUUGUGAAA
Messenger RNA from Morus notabilis, 1815 nucleotides. RefSeq names its product cytochrome P450 77A3. Gene Ontology annotation, molecular function: iron ion binding; heme binding; oxidoreductase activity, acting on paired donors, with incorporation or reduction of molecular oxygen, NAD(P)H as one donor, and incorporation of one atom of oxygen. Gene Ontology annotation, cellular component: membrane. The record is from RefSeq and is a predicted model, not a curated record. Bases 52 to 1572 code for a protein of 506 amino acids. The transcript has a single exon. NCBI's taxonomy places the organism in Eukaryota, Viridiplantae, Streptophyta, Magnoliopsida, Rosales, Moraceae.